UACUCGUGGAUGUAGCAAGACGCAGGGCUCAGGACUCCGUACAGCGCAAUUCCAACACAAAUGGAUAUUUCCGGGGCUUUGUUAUACCUUUUCCUUUUUUCCGAACCAGUUUUGGCUUUUGGGUCAGAUGAAGACUACCAAAUUGAUAUAAUUAAUGAACUUGACUUGGCAAAUGCUACCUAUGGAAUUACCCAAGUGGCCGGGCUUCACAAUAGCAGCAAAGCCUUCAUAUUUCGAGAUGUUGGGAGAGCAGUUCAAGCCCCGGCACACAUCACAGAGAAAGUCAUGCAGCUAUUCAGGAGAAAAAGUGAAUUUACCUUUAUAGCCUCCAUCCAACAGAAGUCCUCAACAUCAGGUGUCAUAUUCUCCAUCCAUGAGUCAGAACACAGCUACUUUCAACUGGAGAGCAGCGGCGUUAGAGAGGAGAUCCGUUACCACUACCGCAUUAAAGGCAAGCCCCGCUCAGAGUCCUUCCCCUACCGUCUUGCUGAUGGCCAGUGGCACAAAAUUGCCCUCACUAUAAGCUCCUCCCACCUACUGCUGCACGUCGAUUGUAACAGGAUUUAUGAGCGGAUUAUAGACCCUCCUCAGAUGGAGUUCACACCAGGAAGUGGAGUGUGGCUGGGCCAGCACAGCCACAAGCACGGCCUAUUCAAGGGCAUUAUCCAGGAUGUGAAGUUUGUUUUUGCUCCCAAUGGCUACAUCACCCAGUGCCCAAACCUUAACCGUACCUGCCCAACCUGUAGUGAUUUCUUGAGCCUAGUGCAAGGUAUUAUGGACCUGCAGGACCUACUCGCCAAGAUGACCCUCAAGUUAAAUUACGCCGAGUCCAGGCUGACUCAGCUUGAGGGAUGUCACUGUGAGAAGACCUGCAGUGCAAACGGCCUCAUCUACAGGGAUAAGGAGCUGUGGGUGGAGCCUGAAAAUUGCAGGAACUGUGCAUGUAAGAAUGGAGUGGUAGAGUGUCGCAGGAUUUUCUGUCCCCCUACAAAUUGCUCAGACGACUCAUUGCCAGUACAUGUGGAUGGGUCCUGCUGUAAGAAAUGCAGACCAAAAUGCAGUUACAUGGGACAGGUCUUUUCUGAGGGUCAGCACUUUUUAUCCAGGAACUGCAGGGAAUGCAAGAAUGGCCUGAUGGUAAGAGUUACAGAAACCUGUCCAGAGCUCAACUGUUCUGUCAGUGAACAGAUAUUAAGGGAUGGAAGAUGCUGCAAUGUUUGCCAAGGUUAUGACUUCUGUGCAGAGGGGCUCAUCUGUGGAGAAAACUCAAUGUGUAAAAACCGGGAUACUAAAGCAGAGUGUGAAUGCAAGAGUGGUUAUGCCUCCAUUCAUGGGGAUUCUACUUACUGUGAAGAUAUUGAUGAGUGUACAACCCAGAUGCAUUACUGUCAGUCCAACACAGUCUGUGUCAACUUGCCUGGCAGCCAUCGCUGUGACUGUUUGCCAGGCUUCACCCGAGUGGACGAAUACUCUUGCACUGAGCAUGACGAGUGUGCCAGCAGCCAGAACUCAUGCGAUGAGAAUGCCAUCUGCACCAAUACCAUUCGAGGACACCUGUGUACCUGUAAGCCAGGCUAUGUUGGAAAUGGUACCAUCUGCAGAGCUUUCUGUGAAGAGGGAUGCAGGAGCGGCGGGACUUGUGUGUCUCCCAACACAUGUGUUUGCCCUUCAGGAUUCACAGGACAAUAUUGUGAGACAGAUAUCAACGAGUGUGCUGAGGGCCUGAUUGAGUGUCACAACCAUUCUCGCUGUGUCAACCUCCCUGGCUGGUACCACUGUGAAUGCAGAACUGGUUUCCAUGACAAUGGCUCAUAUCUGCUUGAUGGGAGCUCAUGCAUUGACAUCGAUGAGUGCAGCUUGCAGAAGCACACCUGCUGGAAUGAUAGUGUGUGUGUGAAUCUACCAGGAGGCUACGACUGUGUGUGCACAUCAGGUCCAGGCUGCACUGGGGACUGUCCACAGGAAGAAGUUGUCAGAAGGAACAGAGAAGACUGGAAGCCCAGCUAUGACAUCUGCACUCUUUGUUCCUGCAAGGAUGGGCAGACGUAUUGUAGAAGGAAACCAUGUGAGUGUGGAGACCCAGAGGAGGAUCUGUUCUGCUGUCCCAGUUGUGACAACAGACCCAACAGCCAGUGUUUGGACCAGAGUGGCCGCACCCUCUACCGGAGCGGAGCGUCCUGGCUGUAUGGCUGCCAGCAGUGCCGCUGCAUGGAGGGCGAGGUGGACUGCUGGCCUCUGGUUUGUCCUGUUUUGAUGUGCGAGUACACAGCAGUGGCAGAGGGUGAAUGCUGCCCGCGCUGCAUCACAGACCCCUGCCUGGCUGACAGUCUGUCCUAUGACAUCGGACAAACGUGUUCGGACCACGCAGGCAUCACUCGCCUCAGUGGGGACACGUGGCAGAUGCCCAACUCACCUUGCACCAGCUGCAUGUGUAAAAAUGGAAAUGUCUGCUGUUCGGUGGAUCUUGACUGCCUUCAGAACAACUAAAGCUCUGCUUCUUCUCAAUCCUUUCUCUCACUACCUUUCCUGACUCCUCUUGCCACAGGGCCACCACGACCACUCCUUGUUAAACAAUUGAGCCCUUGUUUGUUUGACAGACUUGCACAUUCAUGUGUAUGUCAGUGUGUGCACUGAAAACACAAACACACACUGGUUGAGACAUUGAGUUUUUUUCCACUUGUAACUCUGUUGGCGGGACGUGACUGUGCGUAGCUCUCCAGGAGCCUAAGGUCGAAGCUACUCACCUCCGUGUUGUACGUCUUUGUGAUUUUCUUCUGUUUGACCAAACAUGUUUUAGCAAUUUUCUAUUAUCUUCUAAGCCCCAAACCAGAUCCAAAUCACUGACAGCUGUCAUUGAGAGUUUUAAGAACCUGGUAAUGAGGUCAAUGAGAAUUCUUACAGGGUGUUGUUCUAUACAAUAUGCAACCAACCUCUGUAGACCAGUGUGGCCCACCAAAACACAAACUUUUCUUUGCAAAGAAUCAAUCUGCUUAAAUUAAAGAUUUACAAAUAGCAAUAUUUAAGUUAAAAACACGCACAAUGUGGGGAAAAGUGAGGGUCGAUUGGAUGUGAAAGGAUAGGGCUGCCUAUGGUAAUUGUCAAACAGUGUAAAGAUUUCACAGCAAUAUCUCAGUUGACUUAUGCCAUGCAAUACCAAGCUUUACCUCAAGAAGCAAUAGUGAGUCACUGUAGCUUCUAGUCAGCCCUCACCUCAACAUAAGAGUGAACAAGAGAACAAAACCCAAAUUUAUUUAGAAAACCAACAAGGUGUUAGCAAUUGACAAAAAAAAAAAAAAAAUCCAACCAUUACAAAUGAAUUGUCUUUUUAGUCAUAGUUUUUAUGCGGCAAUGAUCCUAGCUAAAAUAUGAGCUAUGCAAAUAGGGAAAAAACAUAAUUAUUGAUAUGACUCGUAAGUUAACACUAAAUUCAAAUUGUAUACUCUUGACAUGCAUUACAUUGUUUUAUUUUAUUUUUUAUUUCCAAAGUAGAAGGUAUGGAUUUUACAUUGUAACUUCUUACGUAUGCUACCUUUAAAUGCAAUGUGUACAUAUUUGUAAAAAUGUAUAUCCCCUCAACACGUAAAUCUGAAUAGUCUAGGUUUUUUCGCACAAUAUUUGACAAGGAUAUGUGCACAAAGAUGCUCAAGCCUACACCAGGCUACAGGCCUUUUGAUGUGUGAGUAUUGGCCCUCCCUCUCACUGGGGAUGUAGUGGGGACUGAGCUAUUCACAUUUUGCUCUAGAAUUCCUUCUGAAGCUUCAGUGCUUCUCUCUGAUAAAGUUGACUGUCAAAUAACUGCACGUGAUUUCCACAGUGUAUUGAAGCAGUGUGAUGAUGUGCCACAGAACGCUGUCGCCCGGCAGCAGCGGUAGACAUUGAUUAAAUUGCUGGACAUUGAUGUUGGUCAAAUUGCUCUGUCGUACCCAGGGCUGCUGAGCUCUUCAUUUAUGCCACCCAUGCAAUGACAGCAAGACAUAAAAAGGGAAAUAGAGAUAAUUAAAGCCCCCUUCGUCUGGAUUUGAGUAUGCCAGCAGGUCAUAGUGUGUCAAAUCUGUUUACAGACGGUCACGUUCAUUAAGAGAGAAAAUGUCAGUGCUCUUUCUGCAACACAACAGAUGUUCACACCCCAUAUUCACUCGUGUCCUGUUCUCUAUCAUAUUGAUGUUAGUCUUGAGAGGACUCGUUUUCCUUUAGUGGUCCCUUUCAUCACACUUUGAGUCGAUCGCUGUCAGUAAUAUUUGUUUUUCCCUCAAGAAGUGAGCUGGAUUCUCAACACUAUCUGUGAGCCCUUAAAAUUAAUUAAUUAUGUCAGAUUCUCUUGGACCAUGCAACGUAACAUCUGGUUUGCCAGGGUCACGGUUUUGUAAGAUGACAGUUACUGUAUUCAGAAUGAUUGUCAGUAACAGCAGUGCAGCUUAUUUGCACAGUUCCACUACCUAAUGAGGUUCAAUACAAAAGCUGUUUAUAAUAAUAACAAUGUUAUGCUCCUUACAAGGAUAAUAAUGCUCAGUUUUAAUUUUAAUGCCUGGAGGUGGGGCUCGAAGGCGAGCGCCUGGUGGCCGGGCCUGCACCCAUGGGGCCCGGCCGGGCACAGCCCGAAAGGGUAACAUGGGUCCCCCUUCCCAUGGACUCACCAUCUGUGGGAGGGGCCAGAGGGGUCGGGUGCAGCGCGAGCUGGUGUGUGAGGUCGAGAAUUUCCGACUAGAUAUAGUCGGACUCGCCUCCACGCACAGCUUGGGCUCUGGUACCAGUCCUCUCGAGAGGGGUUGGACUCUCUUCCACUUUGGAGUUGCCCACGGAGAGAGGCGCCAAGCAGGUGUGGCUAUACUUAUUGCUUGGCGCCUGUACGUUGGGGUUCACCCCGGUGGACGAGAGGGUAGCCUGCCUCCGCCUUCGGUUGGGGGGACGGGUCCUGACUGUUUUUUGUGCCUAUACACCAAACAGUAGUUCAGAGUACCCACCCUUUUUGGAGUCCUUGGAGGGGGUGCUGAAGAGCGCUCCCACUGGGGACUCCAUUGUUCUGCUGGGGGACUUUAAUGCUCACGUGGGCAAUGACAGUGAGACCUGGAAGGGCGUGAUUGGGAGGAACGGCCCCCCCCGAUCAGAACCCGAGCGGUGUUCUGUUAUUGGACUUCUGUGCUCGUCACGGAUUGUCCAUAAUGAAUACCAUGUUCAAGCAUAAGGGUGUCCACACGUGCACUUGGCACCAGGACACCUUAGGUCGCAGUUCAAUGAUUGACUUUGUGGUCGUGUCAUCGGACUUGCGGCCGCAUGUCUUGGACACUCGUGUGAAGAGAGGGGCGGAGCUGUCAACUGAUCACCACCUGGUGGUGAGUUGGCUCCGAUGGUGGGGGGAAAUGCCAGUCCGACGUGGCAGGCCCAAACGUAUUGUGAGGGUCUGCUGGGAACAUCUGGCAGAAUCCCCUGUCAGAAGGAGUUUCAACUCCCACCUCCAACAGAACUUUACUCGUGUUUCGGGGGAGGCGGGGGGCAUCGAGUCUGAGUGGACCAUGUUCCGCGCCUCCAUUGCUGAGGCAGCCGACUGGAGCUGUGGCCGUAAGGUGGUUGGUGCCUGUCGUGGCGGCGAUCCCCGAACCCGUUGGUGGCCUUUUUGGCCCUAGAGGAAAUUCUGGUCUACCAUCCGGCGUCUCAGGAGGGGGAAGCAGUGCACCAUCAACACUGUGUAUAGUGGAGAUGGGGCGCUGCUGACCUCGACUCGGGACGCCCCUCGGUGAGGAGAAUACUUUGAAGACCUCCUCAAUUCCACCGACACGCCUUCCCAUUAGGGAGCAGAGUCUGGGUUCUCUGAGGUGGUCUCUCCUAUCUCUGCGGUUGAGGUCACCGAGGUGGUUAAAAAGCUCCUCGGUGGCAAGGCCCCGGGAGUGGAUGAGAUUCGCCCGGAGUUACUAAAGGCUCUGGACAUUGUAGGGCUGUCCUGGUUGACACGCCUCUGCAACAUCGCGUGGACAGUGCCCUGGAUUGGAAGACUGGGGUGGUGGUCACCCUUUUUAAGAAGGGGGACCAGAGGGUGUGUUCCAACUACAGGGGGAUCACGCUCCUCAGUCCUCCCUGGUAAGGUCUAUUCAGGGGUGCUGGAGAAGAGGGUCUGUCGGGAAGUUGAAUCUCAGAUUCAGGAGGAGCAGUGUGGUUUUCGUCCUGGCCGUGGAACAGUGGACCAGCUCUACACCCUCAGCAGGGUCCUCGAGGGUGCAUGGGAGUUUGCCCAACCAGUCUACAUGUGUUUUGUGGACUUGGAGAAGGCGUUCGACCAUGUCCGUCAGGGGGUCCUGUGGGGGUGGUUCAUGAGUAUGGGGUACUGAACCCCCUGAUACGGGGUGUUCGGUCCCUGUACGACCGGAGUCAGAGUUUGGUCCGCAUAUCCAGCAGUAAGUCGGACUCGUUUCCGGUGAGUGUCGGAUUGCGCCACGGCUGCCCUUUGUCACCAAUUCUGUUCAUAACUUUUAUGGACAGAAUUUCAAGGCGCAGCCGAGGCGUAGAAGGGGUCCGGUUUGGUGGCCGCAGGAUUGCAUCUCAUGCUUUUUGCAGAUGAUGUGGUUCUCUUGGCUUCAUCAAGCCGUGACCUCCAACUCUCACUGGAGGAGUUUGCAGCUGAGUGUGAAGCGGCUGGGAUGAGAAUCAGUACCUCCAAAUAUGAGACCAUGGUCCUCAGUCAGAAAAGGGUGGCGUGCCCUCUCUGGGUCGGGGAUGAGAUCCUGCCCCAAGUGGAGGAGUUCAAGUAUCUUGGGGUCUUGUUCACGAGUGAGGGAAGAAUGGAACGGGAGAUCGACAGGCCCAUCGUUGCAGCGACUUUGUAUCGAUCCGUUGUUGUAAAGAAUGAGCUAAGGCGAAGCUCUCGAUUUACCGGUCGAUCUACGUUCCUACCCUCACCUAUGUUCACGAGCUGUGGGUCGUGACCGAAAGAACAAGAUCCCGGAUCUGAAAUGAGUUUCCUCCGCAGGGUGGCCGGGCUCUCCUUUAGAGAGAGGGUGAGAAGCUCGGUCAUCCGGGAGGAUCUCAGCGUAGAGCCGCUGCUCCUCCACAUUGAGAGGAGCCAGAUGAGGUGACUGGGGCAUCUGAUUCAGAUGCCUCCCGUACGCCUCCCUGGUGAGGUGUUCCGGGCACGUCCCACCGGGAGGAGACCCCGGGGACGACCCAGGACACGCUGGAGAGACUACGUCCUUCGGCUGGCCUGGGAACGCCUCGGGAUCCCCCCGGAAGAGCUGGAUGAAGUGGUUGGGGAGAGGGAAGUCUGGGCAUCCCUGCUAAAGCUACUGCCCCCGUGACCCUACCUGGAUAAGCGGUAGAAAAUGGAUGGAUGGAUGGAUUUAAUUGUAAUGUACACGUGUAGAGCUCCAUUGCAUCAUGCUGAUAGAUGCUCAUUCACUUGCCCCAACUUAUAUCUACAUCUGAGGGAAUCAAACUUUUGACAGUCACACAGUCACAGGCCACAUCCUUAACCUUUUGAAAACACCCUAUUUAGCCACAAUAGAGGUGUAAAAUAUUAGACGCACCUCAGUAUGAUAUAAUUCUGUACCACUGCAAAGUACAAUAAUUUACAUUACAUUAAUACCUUCCUCUGAAUUAAACUGCUAAAAUUGUUAUGUUUGUAUAUGCAAAAUAUCCGAAAAUAAAAUGUUGAUAGUAUUUGUAUAUCAUUGGUUUGUGCAUGUGCACCUCCCUAAUAAGGCGGUUAGUUCGUUCAUGAACAGCAUUUUUGCGCUGUGGACAAAUUCAACCUAGCAACUUCCAAAUAUUUAAUUUGGUUAUUUUUUGUUCCUACGAAGGCACCUAAAUUAGAGACAAAGCUCGUCAGAAUUGCAUGUGCAUUCUUCAAUUUCCAAAAUUCCCCUUCCUUUGACCUUCCUGUGUUGUGCAUGUGAAACCUGAAGGGUCAUCUUGUGAUAGGUCAUUGUGCCUCCGGAGGGGACGGUGGCAUGCAGAGAGCUGCGCCACCGCUUUUAGUUUUCAGUCACGGUGACCUUGUCUCGUCUGUUCACCAUGGCAUCUAUUCGUAUCUCAUAGGGGCGUAUCUUUAUGUAUCUUCCUUCCCCACUACCGCGUUUGUAAAACUGAAUUUGUUAACUGUGCAGUCAGCAUACAAAUGAAAAAAAAAAAGUUAUAUUCGUGGUAUCUGUUCUCAUUGAAGUUCAACACAGCAGUCAAAUGCAGACAUUUGUAAAAACAUCACUGAAAAUCUCUUUUCUGGGCACGCUGUUGAUUUAUUUGAUAUGAAAGAUUGGGGGGGAAAAAACUACUGUAAACACAUUGCAAGUCUGUGUAAAUGUUUUUACAUACUGACGAUAUGAUGAAAGUAUAGAUUUUUCUAUUACUAUUGUAUUCAUGCAUAAUGUGUUCCUUUUAGUGACUACUUUUUUUCCCUGUAUGAUUGCUCGUUUCACUGUAAAUAGAUUGUAAAGUGAAGGGGUCUGUAAAGAAUAUAGAGACUAAUGUGAAUAAUUCUCAUUAACUAGAGCUUCUUAGGAGUGUUUUGAGUCCAGUAUGAGAAGCAAGUUGUAUAUUGUUUUUAUUCCUAGUUAUUUUUCUGUUUGCCUUAACCCUUUUAGUAACUGCCAUAGUUUUUCUCUUCACCGUUUUAGAACAACUUUAUGGAUUAGACUAGUCUGUGUGUUUUUGUUUGACUGACUAAUCACUACACUGACAAGCCUGAUGGGAGACAUCUCUGUAGGAUAAUCAGACAAAAUAAAACUAUGUACACAUACAAAAAGAAAGAAGGAAAAAAAAUCUAAAUUCAGUGUUGAGAAAAAAAUGUUCCUGAGUCAUUUCCACAACAAAAUAUGCCAUUGUGUUGCUCUAUUAUGUCUAACUUGGAAAAAAUAAAGAAGAAGAAAUAGCUUUGGACCGUCUCGAUCCUGAUAUGCUUCGUCAUGUUUUUGAUAGAUGAACACACUGGAAAAAUUCACUCAGUGCAUUAACUGUUCUUGUACUCAAAGGGUUAAGUGUCAUUUGACUUGAAGACUGUGUUGUGAUAAGAGUUUGCUGUAAAACAUUCUGCAGUUAAUAAAUAUUUUAGUUGUU
Molecule: messenger RNA, 9036 nt
Organism: Phycodurus eques (leafy seadragon)
Lineage: Eukaryota; Metazoa; Chordata; Actinopteri; Syngnathiformes; Syngnathidae
Product: protein kinase C-binding protein NELL1-like
Exons: 20
Coding region: 61-2487 (808 amino acids)
Molecular function (GO): protein binding; calcium ion binding
Source: RefSeq, a predicted model, not a curated record